UUCCAGGAAAACCCCGGCUUGUGAUUAACCACACCCAGAUGAAUACUGCUCUCAUUCAGUGGCACCCUCCUGUGGACACAUUUGGACCUCUUCAGGGCUACCGUCUAAAAUUUGGACGAAAGGACAUGGAACCCCUCACGACUCUUGAGUUCUCUGAAAAGGAAGACCACUUUACAGCUACAGACAUCCACAAAGGAGCAUCGUAUAUCUUCAGGCUCUCAGCCAGAAACAAAGUGGGCUUUGGGGAGGAGAUGGUGAAAGAGAUUUCUGUUCCAGAAGAAGUCCCAACCGGAUUCCCUCAAAGCCUCCACUCAGAAGGCACCACUUCAACCUCCGUACAGUUAUCUUGGCAGCCACCUGUCCUGGCAGAAAGAAAUGGCAUUAUCACCAAGUAUACACUUCUGUACAGGGAUAUCAACAUCCCUCUUCUUCCAAUGGAGCAGCUUAUUGUUCCAGCUGACACCACUAUGACACUCAGUGGCUUAAAACCAGAUACCACAUAUGAUGUAAAAGUACGUGCUCACACGAGCAAAGGGCCCGGGCCAUAUAGUCCCAGUGUCCAGUUCAGGACACUGCCUGUGGAUCAAGCAGUGUUUGCAAAAAAUUUUCAUGUCAAAGCAGUAAUGAAGACUUCAGUGCUACUGUCUUGGGAGAUUCCAGAAAAUUAUAAUUCUGCUAUGCCUUUCAAAAUUCUUUAUGAUGAUGGGAAAAUGGUGGAAGAAGUGGAUGGUCGAGCUACCCAGAAGCUGAUUGUCAACCUGAAGCCUGAGAAGUCCUAUUCAUUCGUGCUGACAAAUCGUGGGAACAGUGCUGGGGGUCUACAGCACAGGGUAACAGCAAAGACUGCACCAGAUGUGCUCCGGACCAAGCCUGCCUUCAUUGGGAAGACCAACUUGGAUGGCAUGAUUACCGUGCAACUGCCCGAAGUACCUGCAAAUGAGAAUAUAAA
This is a messenger RNA of Manis javanica (Malayan pangolin), 949 nucleotides long. NCBI's taxonomy places the organism in Eukaryota, Metazoa, Chordata, Mammalia, Pholidota, Manidae. The record is from RefSeq and is a predicted model, not a curated record.